Messenger RNA from Trichoderma virens Gv29-8, 381 nucleotides. RefSeq lists its product as uncharacterized. Lineage: Eukaryota; Fungi; Ascomycota; Sordariomycetes; Hypocreales; Hypocreaceae. Bases 1 to 381 code for a protein of 126 amino acids. The transcript is spliced from 3 exons. The record is from RefSeq and is a predicted model, not a curated record. Gene Ontology annotation, molecular function: catalytic activity. Gene Ontology annotation, biological process: DNA repair.
AUGGCACGGUCGGACGAAGCUCAAGCUUUUUUCCAUGCGGUUUACUCUGCCGCUCAGCAGAUUCCGUAUGGAAAGGUGACGACUUAUGCACAUAUUGCCUACCUCGUCGGCACGCCGCAGCGGCCGAGACAAGUUGGCGUUUGUAUGAAACAUCUCCCUAAUGAUGAGGACGCCAUGUUUAACAGCUCGAAUGUGCCAUGGCAGAGGGUGAUUAAUUCCAAAGGAGCUGUAUCGCCGAGAUCACAACCUUCAGGUGCCGCAAAUCAGGCUGUUGAGCUGCAGAAGGAAGGCGUUGAAGUAACUCGGACUGCAAUGGGAGAAUAUACAGUUGACCUGGAAGUGUAUGGCUGGUUUCCAGAGGAAUUGGCCGAGGAAGACUGA